This is a messenger RNA of Trematosphaeria pertusa, 486 nucleotides long. RefSeq lists its product as uncharacterized. The record is from RefSeq and is a predicted model, not a curated record. Lineage: Eukaryota; Fungi; Ascomycota; Dothideomycetes; Pleosporales; Trematosphaeriaceae. Gene Ontology annotation, cellular component: membrane. The transcript is spliced from 3 exons. Bases 1 to 486 code for a protein of 161 amino acids.
AUGUACUACUACAUCUACAACUACUCUAUCUACGGAAUCAUCGCUUUCUGGGUCUUGUCAGUCCUGCCUCAUUUCAUCGGACUGUUCAUCAUUGCGAAAGCGAACAACUGGAACUACGACAACCUUCGGCCAUGGACGCUGGCCCAGACCACGAAACUCAGAGCUAGCGUUCCAGUGGAAACAUGGUCAAAGUUCGAGAAGCUGGAGGCAGUAUCCAGAAACAGUUUCGAAAGUUUCCCACUGUUCGCGACGGCCGUCAUCUUGGGAACGGUCGCAGAUUUGUUGAGAGACAGUAACUGCCUCAACGCAUAUGUCUUGGUCUUCCUUGGCCUGCGCAUCAUUUAUGCACUGGCAUACGUCUUCGCAAGGACGCAGAAAUGGUCGUAUUUGCGAACCGCGAGCUGGAUGCUGUCAAUUGUUUCGUCGCUGGGGAUCAUCUAUCAGGCAGCCGCGAAGCUCUCGGAUAGGGUUGUCAUGAGCAUCUAA